GUGCACCCAGCCAGACUGCCGGCAGGUAAUGCAGUCAGUGAGAGAGAGCCAGGAUGGACAUCUCUGUUCUGCCAAACAACAACCACCCAGAGAAGUUCCUCCAACUGGACGUUGGGAUGCUGCCGGCAACACACGGCAUGUUCCAGGUCGGGGCAGUCAUGACCAGUCAGAGACAUUGGCAGAACAGGGUCUACUCCCAGAGGGAGCAAAGGAUAAAUACUCAAAGCAGGUCUCCUCCAUCCCCAGAGGGCACUCCUGUGGUGUUUGUGGACAGAUACCUGGAGAAGCACAUCACUCCAGUCACUCUGAAGUCCAACAUUAAAAGGAACCCUCUGUACAUGGACAUAAGAUCGAUGGAAGCAGUGGACAACAAGAAGUCCAAGCCUUCCUGGACUGUCAAGGAGUAUGACACGCAAACAAUCCACAGCAACCUUGCCGAUUAUUUAAAGGAAGAGAAGACUCCUAAAGAUCUGGAUUUUUGGCUCGAGGACCUAUACACACCAGGCUUUGACUCUUUACUGAAGAAGAAAGAGGCAGAACACAGAAGAAAAAGACUUUGUAUGAUUCUUUCUGCAAUUAUUUUGUCUGUUUGUGCUGUACUUAUUGUUAUUAUAGUGCCAGUUGUGGUUCUACAGAAGAAGAACUGAUUGCUGAGAACAUUUCAGGACCUCACCUCUUCGUAGGUGGUGGUCAUAUAUUAUUCUGUUUUUAUUUUGACGGAGAACUACAAGAAAGUCAACAGUCAUAAUGAACAUGUUUUGGCUGAAACUGCAGCAAACUCUCUAGGUACCAUGAACAUCCAGAGCAAAUGUUAAGGCAACCUGUCAAUUAGUUCCUGAAAUAUCUUGCUCUGCCCCACAGUGUUAGAAAUUGACAGAAAAAAGGUUGCAGUUGAGGACAAUUUAAACCUUAGAGGAACAUCUUUCCACCAUAAAAUUCAACUCGUUAUUCUGACUUCCAUGUCAGUGAAAAAUCUGUAAAUCUACAUUGAACAUAGAGGGUGGAGCCUAGUUGGAAAAAUUAGAGCCCUGCACAGGCCUCAAAUGUGGGCGGGACAUUCUACCAGAAGUGUACAUUAUCUGUCCUGGAAUUGUUACAGUACAUAAAACGUGUAUAAUCCAAAAAUGUCUAAAACUGACUAGAUGGUUGAUUUCUGACAGUUGUUCGGUAAAGUAAUUUGUC
Micropterus salmoides (largemouth bass) is the source of this 1182-nucleotide messenger RNA. RefSeq names its product major intrinsically disordered NOTCH2-binding receptor 1-like homolog. The record is from RefSeq and is a predicted model, not a curated record. Bases 54 to 647 code for a protein of 197 amino acids. The transcript has 3 exons. NCBI's taxonomy places the organism in Eukaryota, Metazoa, Chordata, Actinopteri, Centrarchiformes, Centrarchidae.